Nymphalis io (European peacock) is the source of this 1621-nucleotide messenger RNA. It is a transcript of the gene Mat1, whose product is annotated as CDK-activating kinase assembly factor MAT1. The record is from RefSeq and is a predicted model, not a curated record. Gene Ontology annotation, molecular function: cyclin-dependent protein serine/threonine kinase activator activity. Bases 109 to 1038 code for a protein of 309 amino acids. Gene Ontology annotation, cellular component: transcription factor TFIIH holo complex. Lineage: Eukaryota; Metazoa; Arthropoda; Insecta; Lepidoptera; Nymphalidae. Gene Ontology annotation, biological process: nucleotide-excision repair; positive regulation of cyclin-dependent protein serine/threonine kinase activity; regulation of transcription by RNA polymerase II. The transcript has 5 exons.
UACAAGUUUCAUCUAAGUUGCUGAAAGUUUAAAUUUGCCGAAAACUAUAGGGUCAUGACAAUAAGGACAUAAUUUUACUUGCUCGGCAGAAAAUAUUUUAUCGCAGCCAUGGACGACCAAGCUUGUCCACGUUGUAAAACUACUAAAUAUAGAAAUCCAUCUCUGAAAUUGAUGGUAAACGUUUGUGGCCAUGCUUUAUGCGAAAGUUGUGUUGAUUUAUUGUUUUUAAAAGGUUCCGGUUCUUGUCCAGAAUGUAAUGUCCCUUUACGCCGAAGUAAUUUUCGUGUGCAAUUAUUCGAAGAUUCUAUGGUAGAAAAAGAAAUCGAUAUAAGAAAGCGAGUUUUAAAAGAUUUUAAUAAGAAAGAGGAAGAUUUUGCUACAUUGAGAGAAUAUAAUGAUUAUUUAGAAGAAAUUGAAACUAUAAUAUUUAACUUAGCUAAUAACAUAGAUGUUGUAGGCACAAACAAAAGAAUAGAACAGUAUAAAAAAGAUAAUAAAGAAAUAAUUAUGAAAAAUAAAGCCAAAAUAGGUAGAGAAGAGUUAGAAUUAGAAGAAAUAUUGGAAAUAGAGAAACAAAUGGAGGAACUCCGUAGAGCAGAAAUAGUUAAAAUGGAAGAAGAAGCAAAAAAGCAAAAGAUAAGAGAGAAAGAGGCUUUGAUUGAUGAAUUAAUGUUUGCUGAUGGUGAUGCAAAGGAAAUAUUAAAUACAUUUGCUCAAACUGUUGCUAAUAAGCAGGAAGAAGCUGUACCGGUUGUACCUAAAGUGACACAGUUCUCAUCAGGAGUAAAGUUCACAAGAGGCUCAGGACAGCAGCCACUACCAUUCAUUGAAGAAGGACCAUUGUAUAAAUAUGAAGCCCCAGCCGAACCGGAUAGAGUAGGACCCGACCCACCAUCUGUACAGGAAAUUGUCAAUAAUGGGUAUCUGCGUCAUGUUAGGGCAGAGACAGAAACUGAGAAGGCGGGUGGAUACUCCUCAACAUUACCUUGUCUACGAGCUCUACAAGAUGCACUCUCAGGCCUAUAUCACGCUAGCUGACAUACCAAACAAGUUGUUGAUACUAUUGUACUUGAAUAGCCCUACAUUCAAAGCGAUUUAGAGAGUAACCUAUUAAUCUAAGCUAAAAGCUUAUUUUAUUUGCAUUAUUUUAAUGAGAAAAUGACCUGAAUUGUUCGGUAUUAUUAAAACAGUAUGGAAGCAUAGGGAAGGGGUAAAAAAUUGUUGUUACUUUCAUUUUUUUUCACUAAAUUUGUUAAUAUAUAAUGAUAGUAUUAAUAGUAUAAAAAUAAUGCCAAUAAAUAAGACUGAUAGGAAAUUUUCUUUAAACACAUUUGCAAUAUAAAUCAUCUGAUCUUUUAAACAGUAUGUCGCUUUUCAUGUAGUGUGAGUGUAUUAUAUAAAUAUAAUGUGUAUAUGUGGACUGUAAAUAUGUAUGUUUAUAUAUAUAAAAUUAAACAUAAUUCAGGGUAGUAAUAACAAAGUUCAAAAAAUACUUUUCUUAAUGUUUAUGGUAGAAAAAUAUCUAUUCCUCUAUGGUUACUCACCCAAAUAUUAUAAAUGAUACCUGAAGAUUCUAAAUCUAUGAUUUAAAUUUUGUUACAUUUUAAUAAUUGUAUGGUUA